AUGAGAAAAAAAAACCCAAAUGUUUGUUCUGCCCUGCACAAAGUGGGACACGGGGACAUCCUACAGCCAACUGCUGCAUCACAACUGGGCUCACAGCACCACCUGCUGGGGAGGAAGGGAGCUGUCAGAAUACUGCGGACUAUAUCUUUAAAAAAGGACCCAGAAUGCCUUGCUGCAGCCCUGUCAGGACAGCCUGUGUCAUUUUGGGUUUAGUCUGAUCAUCCUCUAAGUCUGGACCAAAUGAGACAGAGACAGAGGCAGGGACAGAGACAGAGACAGACAUGUCCACAGUGGAGGAAACCGUCACAUCAUGAUGGAAAUUAAAAAGAGAAAAAAAACAACAUCUUCAUGCUAGAUGGCCAACAAAUGUCUCUCUCUCUCUCCCUCUCUCUCUCUCUCUCUCCUCACCCCCUCCCUCCUCCGAAUAAAACCGACUGUUUCCGUGAAUGUGCGAGCUGCCUCCUCUCCAGCAGCUAUAAUUGGAAUUAUCCAGUAAUUAUUCCUGUAUAUUCGGCCGCCGCGUUCUUUUUCUUUUCCUUUAUUCCCUUCUUUUCUUUUCUUUCUUUCCUUCUUUCUGUUGUCAGGAUGAGAUCGGGCUGAUUUUCUGGCUCCGUAUUUUUUUUUUUUUUUAAACCGAGGCCUCGACGACGUUUGCGGUGUGGAUUCGCUCGUGACAUCGCUGGAUGGGUCCACAUUGAAAAACAAAAAAACAAAAAAAUGCGUCGGUUGUGUGGCCGAGCCUGUGAUUGUGGACCGUUGUUAAGAUGUAGUACAGCUCGGCUGGACGGCAGAACAAAGAGCGCAGUUUUCCACGGUUCCGGGUAAAAACAUCGUUCGCCCCCCCUUUUUUUUUUUUUUUUUUUUUUCACUGAUUGAUGGGAGAAAGAGACGUGUGUGUGUGGACUAAGCAGCCAAUUACCAUGAUGUCAAGACGAUUCAUUUAGUGGAUGCGCGCUCUGCUGUUUUUUUUUUUUGUUUUUUUUCUAGGUGGGUUUUUCUUCUUCUUCUUCUUCCAUCAUAAACGCCGAUAAUCUGCCAUGGUUUGGAUUUAUAACGGAUGAAGAUCUGCGUGUCUGUGUCCAUAUGUGUUUGGGGUUUUUCUCUCUCUCUCUCUCUCUCUCUCUCUCUCUCUCCAUCGCCCUCUGGAAAAGCCAUCCUCGAUGUGAUGCAACAUAAAAUCUGUUUUCUUGGAUGAUAUUCAGAGCAAAAACAAAAAAGAAAAAGACAACGAAACUAAACCAACACAUCCCUCCGUGUGGAGCUGGGUGGCGGUGGCGGUGGCGGUGGAUCUACUUGCCUACAUCACUGAAUGUGGCUUCACAUCUUUGUGGAUUCCUGUGGUCCUCCAGCCUCUCAUGAUUAUUAUAUGUUGUUGUUCGACUCCAUCAAUCCUCACUGAUGGAUUUAUGUUUAACAGGUGUCGUUGGAGACACUCAGCCCUGCCACAGCAUGAAGCCUCAUCAUGAGCUUUUCUGUCCGUUUCACCAACACUGACAGACAAAAGGACACGUUUUUUUUUCCUCCUCCUUUUCUUCUUCUCUUCAAUUGUUUUUUUUUUUUUCACGCCAAAAUAUCUUCAAAAAAUGGGGUUAUAAAAAGGUGAUGUGCUUGUGGACAAAGAGGGAAGAUGAGUCCGUUAGGUAGAACAGAUCCUCACAGCCGCUCUCUGUAAAGACCGUGGGAUCGGACGCCUAUAGGUGGAUCAGUAGAGUGGGUACAGAGCCGAGGCGGGCAGCGGGCUCCUGAGGAGCGAGGAGGAGAGAGAAUGGCUAACCAGAGCUUUGCCAUCGACGGCCCGGGCAGUUUGCUGGCUGUGCUGGCUUCGCAGAGUGGACUGGCAAGAGGGAGCAGCGGCGGCGGCAGCAGCAGCAGCGGCGGCAGCAGCAGUGACGGCGGCAGCAACAGUGGGGGCGUCUCUGCCACAAAUAUGUCCGCCUACUUUAAGCUGGUCUUUUUGGGAUUGAUCAUCUGUGUCAGCCUGGUCGGAAACCUCCUGGUCUCCCUGCUGGUCCUCCGAGACCGGACUCUCCACAAGGCCCCCUAUUUCUUUCUCCUGGAUUUGUGCCUGGCUGAUGCGGUUCGUUCGGCCGCCUGCUUUCCCUUCGUGCUGGUGUCCGUCCACAACAGCUCGGCCUGGACUUACAGCGCCUUGAGCUGUAAAGUCGUGGCCUUCAUGGCCGUGCUGUUUUGCUUUCACGCUGCCUUCAUGCUGUUCUGCGUGGCCGUCACGCGCUACCUUGCCAUCGCCCAUCACCGAUUCUACGCCAAACGUAUGACCAUCUGGACCUGUGCCGCCAUCAUCUGCAUGGUGUGGACACUCGCCGUCGCCAUGGCCUUCCCGCCCGUUUUUGACGUGGGGACGUACAAGUUCAUCCGUGAUGAAGAUCAGUGUAUUUUUGAGCACCGUUACCUGAAGACCAACGACACGCUGGGCUUCAUGCUCAUGCUAGCCGUGGUGGUCCUGGCCACCCACGGGUUCUAUGCCAAGCUGCUGCUGUUUGAGUACAGGCAUCGCAAGAUGAAACCCGUCCAGCUAGUACCAGCCAUCAGCCAGAACUGGACCUUUCACGGUCCUGGCGCCACAGGUCAGGCUGCAGCUAACUGGAUUGCAGGGUUUGGUCGCGGUCCAAUGCCUCCCACUCUGUUGGGUAUCAGACAAAACUUACACAAUCAACACCGGCGGCUGCUUGGGAUGGAAGAGGUGAGGUCAGAGCGGAGGCUGGGCAGGAUGUUCUACACCAUCACGCUGCUCUUCCUGGUCCUGUGGGCCCCCUACAUCGUGGCCUGCUUCUGGAGGGUGUUCGUCAAGUCCUGCACCAUUCCUCACAGGUACCUGUCCGUCACAGUGUGGAUGAGUUUUGCCCAGGCCGGGGUCAACCCCAUUUUCUGUCUCCUGCUCAACGAGGACCUGAGGAAAGUGCUGAGAGCCCACCUGCCCACCUACUGGAGGACUAAACAACACUUACCCCAGGACGAGGCCUACUGCAUCAUGUGAUACAAAGUCAGCCUAACCAAGUGAAUGUUUCAGGUUUUUAAGGGAACGCGAUGUAAUGCACCUUGGCCGAAGCGUCGGUGUCUGUUUUGUUGUUUUGCACAACAAGAUUGAAAAUGUUUGUCAACAAAUGCAGACACGGAGCUGCUCCAUGAAGAAUGUUGGGAAACGAAAAAACACGUUUCUCCUGUAAAGGUUCCAAACGGGGGCCGGCGGCGCCCCCCCACCCCCGGGAGGAGAGGGGGGGUGACUCUUUCACGGUUCGUUUUUUUUCUGACGAUGUACUGUACGAUAAAUCGCUGGGAGAGAUCCCAACAAUCACUGCUCCAACUAAGUGUGACAGAUGCCAUUUUAAAUUGAUGUUGCCUUAUUUCACAGGGAUCCGCCCCUGAGUUUUCAACUGACAAAUAGUGUCCGUGUCACAGGAGGCGCGAGGCAGACUCACAGGUUUACAUUCUUUGAAAAAUGUGCAGCGGACUGUGAAAGUGAAGGGUCGAUCAGAACGUUACAGACUCUGAAACACGACGGGCGUCUGCGUCGGAUCACGCAACUCACGGACAUCUUUUUGGUCAAAUCCACCGAGACUGCGCUCCACAGACUGGACCCCAAUGACCCCGUGACCCCUGGACACACGUCAAAAAGCUGGUGUGAACUUUAAAGCCCCAAACAUGCUUGAUUUUUUUUUUUUUUUUUUUGGAACUUAAUUUAAGGGUGUGCUGGGUUUCUUUGUAUCAUAAAAAAAAAACAAUUGCCUGUUUUCCUUUACUUUGUAAACGAUACAUGUUAAGCAGAUGACACUAUUUUGAAAUAUGACUUGAUUUGAUAUUGUAUAGACUGUACAGGAAUGUAUAUUCCUGCCUGUGUGUUUUUAUAUAGCAUUUGUUUGUGUGUGUGUGAGUGAGUGUGAGUGUGUGUGUGUGUGCGUGGGUGAGAAAGAAGAGGAAAAAGGAUGAAAAAGGUGAAGAAGAAGAAAAAGAGAUGAACAAUGAUGACAAAAUAGAGUCCAGUAUAACGGAGAAUAAUAUAAAAACAGUCGCCAUGUUGGGACGUUAAAAAAAAAAAAUUACAAAUUAUAGACAUGGAAAUUCUUUCUUGUGAUGAAUUUUAUCAGGGAUGCACGAUAUUGUUUUUUUCAGCUAAUACAACAAUUAUAUGAAUUUAUUAUUUGUAGUUAUAUUUCAU
This is a messenger RNA of Cynoglossus semilaevis (tongue sole), 4174 nucleotides long. Its product is annotated as probable G-protein coupled receptor 173. Gene Ontology annotation, molecular function: G protein-coupled receptor activity. NCBI's taxonomy places the organism in Eukaryota, Metazoa, Chordata, Actinopteri, Pleuronectiformes, Cynoglossidae. The coding region runs from base 1766 to 2995 and encodes 409 amino acids. Gene Ontology annotation, biological process: G protein-coupled receptor signaling pathway. The transcript is spliced from 2 exons. The record is from RefSeq and is a predicted model, not a curated record. Gene Ontology annotation, cellular component: plasma membrane.